Molecule: messenger RNA, 3410 nt
Organism: Vitrella brassicaformis
Lineage: Eukaryota; Vitrellaceae
Source: the annotation of a GenBank genome assembly
GUUUUCUUCCCUUUUCUCUCCAUCGGCUUACAAACAACCCAGUUUGGACGAUCUGGUUGGCACUGAACACAGAUCUGGACUAGAAAACUCGAGAUCUGUGCUCGGUGUGUGCAUGCAGCUGCUGUGAAAAAGACGGCGUGUCAGGCCUUCUGAAGUCUCGCCAGUAAGGGGAGAGCACUGUACUGAGGGCGGCGUCAUGGGCGAGAGGACGAGAGACUUCUUCCGGGGCCAAUCUCUUCUGCUUCUUGGCGUGACAGGCACUGUGGGACAGGUGCGGGAGUGAAGGCACGCGGCACGUACACGCACUGCAUCCAUCUAUCUGAGCAUUUGUCAGAUCUGUGAUGGUGCGUUGAUCUGUGUACAGGUGGUACUGGAGCAUCUGCUGCGGUGUGCGCCGCUUCAGCGGUUGUAUCUGCUGACCCGCUCCACCCCGAAGGCUUCCAGCACCCAGCGCAUCAUCGACUUGCUUCAGCAGCCCCUCUUCGCGGCCGUUCACAAAGUGCUGCGUGACGAGGAGGGCGAGGCACACAGCGACGAUAGCACGGCCAGUGAUGAUGAUGGUAGUGGUGACGGUGGCGGCUGUCGAUCUCCCCAAUCGUCGACGCAGUCCGACGAGGAGGUUCUGCUGAAUGGAUUUGGGAUUCACGUCAUCGAAGGAGACCUGCAAAAGGUGUGCAUACGACAUGCGACCUGGGCUGCCCCGUUGGCUGUCCGUGUGUGCAUCUCCGUGUGCGUGUUUGUCGUGUGUGUGUAUCGUCAGGAGUACCUGGGUCUGUCUGAGAGGGACCUUGAGACACUCAAGGCCAAUGUCACAGGUACGGUACCUUGACCGGAUUGAUCACAUCAGGAGCAUUGUGUCUGAUCCAUCCGUCCAUCAGUGGUGGUGAAUUGCGCAGCGAGCAUCAAUUUUGACGAUCCCUUCCCGCAGCUCUUCGACCAGAACGUCGUCGGAGCCCUGCGCGUGAUACAACUGGUCAGCUAUUGAUUGCUGUUCGUGCAUUUUACGUACCUGUGUGUCAAACAGGCCAUGUCGUGUGAGGGCGUCCGGUCGUCCGGAUGUUUUGUCCACGUGUCCACUGCAUACGCCAACUCAAACAGAAGGCAAGCAAACAGUUCCUGAAUGAGGCAAACACAGGCACACACCGCUGACGUUAUGUAUCGAUCAGCGGUGUGAUUGAGGAGAAGCUCUACGAGUCAGACAUCGAUCACGAGGUGGGCAGGCCACACAGCCAAGCCUGACGCGGACAUCCUGACUGACGCGCUAUCUGCCGGUGAGUUUGUCUGUCUGUUUGUCUGUGUGCAGCAUGAGUUCAGUGAGCUGGGCCGCACGACCGGCGAGGAGCAUGAACGGCUGGCAGAACAGCUCAGAGGUGGGCCGGGGCGGGGUGGAUGGGUUGGUUGGUGGCGUAACCAACAUUCCAUGGCAUCUCCAUCAUGUGUGUAGUGCGUUACGGUCACCCGAACCACUACACCUUCACCAAGUGCCUGUGUGAGCAUCUGAUCGACUCGCGGCGCGGCGACAUGCCUACCCUCAUCGUCCGCCCCUCCAUCAUCGGUUCCACAUACAAGACGCCAUUCAAAGGAUGGACGAACGCUCCCCAGGGUUUUGGUACAUUGGUCGCCUUCAGAGCGUUCGGCGCCUCCCUCCGGCUGCCCAGCGACGGCAUGGCCAUCGGUAGGCUAGUCUUGUGGUCUGCGCGUUCAUCCAUCCUCUGUUGUGCCUGCAUGCGUUUGUGUAGGUGAUGUGAUCCCGUCGGAUUACGUGUCAUCGGCGAUCAUCAAGGGCGCUGUGGCAACGGCAGGUGCAUACGUGCAGACUGCAUAGUAUUUGUGUCCUAUCCAUCCCUCCAUUGCAUGCAGGUCGUGUUGGUCAUUUGGAGGUGAUGCAUGUGUCGUCGUCGCAUACCAAUCCCAUCACAUGGUCAGCAGCCAGCCUCACGACACAGGUGCUUCCGUCCGUCCGCAUGCGUGUUGUGUAUGUCUCCCUGUGUGCAGGAAUGAGUUGGGCCGCCAUGCUGUGAAGGCCUUCACACAGCAAAACUCCCAAAGCAAAAUCCCAAAGAAAUACAUGAUCGGUACCCCUGCCCUCCCUCAACCAACAAAGAGAGGCAGGCAGUCUCUUUCGUCUUGCGCCCGCCAGGUCCGCGGUUUGUGGUCAAGUGGUGUUCAUCUUCGCGGAAAUACGCCGUCAUGCACGUACAGAAGACGAAACAUCACCCAUCGAGUCGAUGGCGCGUCAUUCUGCCUUACCAUGAUCAGGCGAUGGACGAUGCGGCCGUUGUAGCCGGCCAGUCAGUUGCGGCACGGCUGAGUGAUGUCUUGCCGUCACAAGGGAGACAACUGUCCAAGUUGGUCAAAUUUCUGCGGCGUCGACAGAAAGCGCUCAAGCUGCUGCACCCCUUCAUCUGCAACCAGUGGACUUUCAAAACCGACAAGGCACGCGACCACGGCACAGACAGACAGACACUGAUGGUUUGGAUCAAGCUUUCCUGAUGUACAGAUAAGUCAGCUUGCCCGCGAGGAUGAUGAGCCAGAUUUUCCCCUCGACGUGGAGAACAUCGACUGGUAUGUACUAGGCCGCAUACGCACCGACCCAUUGCGAUGUAUGGGUCUCUCUCUCUCUGUCUGUCAGGGAGCUUUGGUGCAAAGACUACCUGGAAGGUCUGUGCCGCUACUCCCUCAUCCCGACCCUGGAGCGCAUGAGCGCACGCGACAAAGACCCGCCCGCACCCAAGCAGCCACUCAAGCCCUCCACCUUCGACACCAUGUCACCGUCGAGAAUGAGCACUGCCAGCACGUCCCGUACACGUGUCGAUGGUGCGGGACUGAGGAGUCGAUGGAUAGUUUGUGGUCGGAUGUGAGCGACGACAUUCGGCCAGCCUCGACAGGGCGCAGAUGGAAGGAUGGGGUGUAGCUUCGAGGUCUCUGCGCCUUGCUUUAUGUUCGGCCAUCUCGGUACAUGUUGUCUGUGUGGCGGUGCGGUAUGGGUGUCUGUUGGAUCGUGAACGGGUGUAUUCCUGUGGUUGCGUGAGGGCGUCUGAGGCAAGAUGGCUCGCUUGCGCUGGCUUGAUGUGUGGACGCCUGUUUGUUUUCUGCAUGGGGAACCGCCAUAUUUCAAGUGUGCUGCGCCUCCGCCUGUCUGUCCGUCUGUCUGUCUGUCUGCCUGUCUGUCUGUCUGUCUGUCUUUCUGUCUGUCUGUCUGUUUGUCGUCUGUCUGUCUUCCCUCACCGUGCUGGUCGUAUGCUUACCACCUUAGUCACCGUGCUGGUGUAAGUAAAUCGGCGGCCCCUGACUGACUGACUGAUUGACUGACUGACUGGCUUCUCGUGUCGUAUGUGUUGGGCAUGCUGUGGUGGCCACAGGACAGCAGUUCGCCUCAAUCAUUUAGGCGGAGGCUAUGCCUGCGUACG